Molecule: messenger RNA, 2408 nt
Organism: Eriocheir sinensis (Chinese mitten crab)
Lineage: Eukaryota; Metazoa; Arthropoda; Malacostraca; Decapoda; Varunidae
Product: acid sphingomyelinase-like phosphodiesterase 3b
Exons: 12
Coding region: 336-1775 (479 amino acids)
Biological process (GO): sphingomyelin catabolic process
Molecular function (GO): sphingomyelin phosphodiesterase activity
Source: RefSeq, a predicted model, not a curated record
CGGCAGCCCUUCUGGAAAUACCCUGCUCCUCAACUUCCUUCUCCCCCUCCACCUCCUCCUCGUCGUCGUCCUUCUCCUCCUCCUUUGAUGGGCCCACUGGCAAAGUGUCAAAAUUUGCUGAUAACACAAAAACUGCUAGUAAAGUAACUGCGACACUCGACGAAGAAGCUUCACAAUCAGAUCUAGAUCGACCUGCACGUUGGGCCAAUCAAUGGCAAAUGAAAUUUAACGUUGACAAAUGUAAAGUGUUGCACAUCGGAAAAAAUAACAAUCGCGUUCGGAACGUAAUGAAUGGCCCACAACUUUCUGCAUGAGAAAAGUGAAUCUUGGAUGUGAUGUGGUCCCGGGUGUGGGGCAGAAAUGGUGCGGCUGGGGCGGUGGCGGUGGUGGUGGUGGUGCUUCUCGCCGGCCACCCCCACCCCGCUCAGGCAAGGAUUGGUAAAUUUUGGCACGUAACUGACUUCCACUACGACCUUAACUACACCACGAGCGGCGACAUCAAUAGCAUGUGCUGGGAUACCGACGAUGACUCAGGUGACGCAGGUGAGUACGGCGACUACCUCUGCGAUGCCCCGAUGUCUCUUAUCACCUCAGCCGUGGACGCGAUGGUCAAGUUCGAGAGUAACCCGGACUUCAUACUGUGGACCGGGGACGACACGGCGCACGUCUCGGAUGACCACUUCAGCACCAGCAUCGUCGUGGAUAUCGUCACCAACCUCACAAGCCUCCUGGACAGCCGUUUCCCCAACACUCACUUUUUCCCCGUCCUCGGCAACCACGACUUCUUCCCCAAAAACCAGGUUCCGGUGGGUGCAAGCUCCCUUCAGGCAUCGGUGGCGGGGCUGUGGAAGCCGUGGUUUGACAGGCUGCGGACGGAUAUAUACAGCGACUUCAAGACUCGCGGGUGGUACUGGGGCGACGUGCCGAACUCCAACGUGACGGUGGUGGCGCUCAACACGCUCAUCUGGUACAAGAGCAACAACCACACAGACCUCCUCCCCGACUAUGCGGCCGGAGCCCUCGACCCCGGCAACCAGUUCUCGUGGAUCGACUCCCUCCUCACCGACCUGGAAGAGAGGGGCCGGCGGGUGUACAUCGUGGGCCACAUCCCUCCCGGCACCUUUGAGCGGUACCAGCAGGAGACGAAGGGCUUCCACUGGUACCAGCCCCGCUACAACGAGGCCUUCAUCCAGCUGAUACAGGAACAUGCUGACGUGAUCGAGGCCCAGUUCUUCGCCCACCACCACACCGACUCCUUCAGGCUGUUCUUCGACGAGGAUAGAGUCCCUGUGUCCUAUCAGCUCCUGGCGCCGGGAGUCACGCCCUGGCGAUCCACGCUGUCGGAGGAGACGGGCGCCAACAACCCGGGCAUCAGACUCAUCUCCUACGACACCGAUACUGGCAGGGUGAUGGACGUGCACACCUACUACCUGGACCUGUCUGCGGCCAACCAAGCGGGGCGGGCUGAGUGGCGGCUCGAGUACAACUUCUCGUCCACGUAUGACCUGAACGAGCUCACCCCCGACACCCUCUACGAGCUGGCCAAGGAACUCAAGGACGACAGGGACACCUUCAACGCCUACUACAGCGCCAACACCGUCAGCCUGGAGGACCCCGAGGUGUGCGAGGAGCAGUGCCGCCGCCUCCACUGGUGCGCCAUCACGGAGGUCGACUACGAUCGCUUCUACAGCUGUAACGUUGCCGGGAGGGUCGCGCCCGUGUGUGCCGCCCUCAGCCUGCUGGCCCCGCUGCUCCUGGCCCUGCUGCCGCGCUAGUCACCCGCCUGUCUGUCCGUCUGUCUGUCUUUAUGUGUGUGUAUUCCGGGACAUGCUUAACGAACGAUGAUGCUGAGGUUAGUUUCCAUAAUGCUAGUCUGUUUUAGUAUUUCAUUGGCUGUGUUCUAGCACCCUGUAUUCUGUGUAUAGAGUAGUUUACUUAUAUAUAAAUGGCAUGCUUCCAAGGUGACUUAAUGUAAUGUCGUAUAUGUGUGUGUUCCAGGAUAUGUCGAAGGAAUAGGCUCACAGCGUUGCCGGACAUGUUUCGCCUCAUGGUUAGUUUACGUCAGUCUCUGUCGUAGUAUUGCCUUGCAGUAGAAUCCAGUCUUGUAGUAUAAUUCCUUGUAAUAUACUUCCAUCUUGUUGUAUAAUUCCAUAUUCGGUGUACUGAUAGUGUCUUAAUACUUUUCUGUAAAAGGAUUAAUAUGUUCUUAAUUAAAUUUCACUUAAGCAGUGUUGGUCUGUGUUGUAGUAUUACGUAGUAAGUGUUCUAAAUAUUAAUAUAUAUUCUGCGUAAUAGUAGUAUUGUGUAUUUUCUAUAUAAAAAAAAACAUUUCGUUUCUCCUAAUGACAAUUUUUGUUGAAGCAUUACAUGGCAUGUGUUCUGAUAGAAUUUAUUGUCUAUUAUUUCUC